AUGUACGAUGUUGCCGUGGUGGGAGCCGGCCUGAUCGGCUCAGCUUGCGCCAAGUAUCUCCGCGGCAAAAAGCUUUCUGUUGCGCUGGUGGGACCAACAGAGGAGCAAGGCGCACUUGGCUCGUGCUAUGACGAGGGCAGGAUCUAUCGCAUCGCGGACCCAGACAAAGUGUGGGCAGAUCUGGCAGAGGCUUCCAUCCAACGCUACAAGGCGAUCGAAGAUGCAGCAGGAGAGGCAUUUUUCGAGGAGGUGGGUUGCUUGAUCGUUGGCGACCCGUCAUUGGACUGGAUCCACCGGAUUCGUCGGACGCUGGCGGCGUUUGGCACGGAGGGCAAGGAUUUCUUCGCCUUGGACGGCAAGGCGGCCAUCGAAGCCGAGUUCUCGUUCUUGAGGCUGCCUGCGGCGCAGUGGCUGGGUCUUUGGCAGCCGAAGCGGGCUGGGCAUCUCAGCCCGCGCCGGCUGGCGCAGCUGCAGGCGGAGCUCUGCACCAGGAGCGGCGCCGAUGUGUUUCACACCCAACUGGAGGGAGUGCAACGGACCCCCGGCGGCUGGUCGCUGCGCUUGGCAGAUUCUCAGAUCGAGGCCAGGAAGGUUCUGCUCGCUGCCGGGGCCAUGACCUCCUGGCUGUGGGAACGGCCACUGGACGUGAAGCACCAGACAUCGCAGGCGAUUUUGUACGAGGUGUCGGCGGAAUCCCGGCACAAACUGGAGAAGAUGCCCGUGAUGAUCAUCAACGGGCCUGCUGACCCACAGGAGCGCUGGUACAUUUUGCCCCCCAUCCAGUACCCGGAUGGCAGAUGUUACCUGAAGAUGGGCUAUGAUGGCGAUGCGUUGAACAAGAUCUUGCAGACGCAAGAGGAGGUCACAUCUUGGUUGAGAGCCAAGGAGAUCAACCCGGAAUUGCUGUUAGUCGCCGGUGAAGCGAAGAGCAGCCUCUUUCCCUCGGUGAAGUUUACCGGGCGCGAGAGCCGAAUUGUUUGUAUCACGGACCAGACGAAGCCCAACGAGCAGGGCCAGCGCCGGCCCUACGUCGACUUUCUGCACGCUGGGCUGGGAGUAGCCACCGGAGGCAACGGCUGGGCGGCCAAAAGCUCCGAUCACAUCGGGUGGCUGGCCAGUGAGAUGAUGUCCAGUGACUCCGGCUGGGCCACGGAUGCGGAAACUCUGCGACGCUUCCCCAAGGCUUUGUUCCAAGCUCAGUACAAGACGAAUUCCGCGCUUUGA
Messenger RNA from Effrenium voratum, 1224 nucleotides. Lineage: Eukaryota; Dinophyceae; Suessiales; Symbiodiniaceae. The record is from the annotation of a GenBank genome assembly.